Vanrija pseudolonga is the source of this 699-nucleotide messenger RNA. It is a transcript of the gene COX16, whose product is annotated as Cytochrome c oxidase assembly protein COX16, mitochondrial. The record is from RefSeq and is a predicted model, not a curated record. Lineage: Eukaryota; Fungi; Basidiomycota; Tremellomycetes; Trichosporonales; Trichosporonaceae. Bases 117 to 590 code for a protein of 157 amino acids. The transcript is spliced from 2 exons. Gene Ontology annotation, cellular component: mitochondrial inner membrane. Gene Ontology annotation, biological process: mitochondrial respiratory chain complex IV assembly.
GCGCGCGCGAACUUGCAAGUCCGGGGCCAUUGUCGUCCGAUCCCGAACAUUUCGCGGAGCGCGCGCUCUCCAUCUUCAACUCACUCCUCUCCAGCCAUUGUCUGCACCACAACACCAUGUCCUUCACGUCAAAAUCAAGAAGGCCGCCGUCGGCGCUCAUGUCGACGGUGCGCAGGCACCCCUUCAUGUUCUUCGGACUCCCCUUCCUGUCCAUCGUCGUCGUGUCGAGCUUUGCCCUCAAGACGUUCACCCAGACACGGUACGACCUCAACGACCAGAAGGUGCAGGCUGUUUCCAAGGAGGACGAGCUAGGCAUGAGCAAGGAGCGCAAGAAGGUGGACAUUCGGGAAGAGUACUACCGCCUGAACGCACCCGCAUCCAGCCUCUCGUCCAACGACGAAGCGCUCGCCGCUGUCACCUCUGCGCCUGCACCGCCCAAGAAGAAGUUCUCCCUCGCGCCGACGUCAAACGACGACUACGAGCCCAUCCGUGUGCCUCGGCCGGCUGGCGUGUCCGAGUGGGGAGGCGUGCGCGGUGCCAGUCCAGACGCACCCAUCAAGGGGCAGAGGAAGGAGGACCGGUGGGUGUGAGAGCAAGGAUGGAGGGGAGGGUAUGCCGGGAGAGGCGACGAGAGAAGGAGAGGAGCGAGGAUCCACGCAGCACAAUACAGAACACUACAACCAGCAUAUGCAUCUGCUC